UGGAACAGUGUGACCAAUACCAUUUGGUGGCAGGAUUUUCCUCGUGCCAGCAGACCUGAUUAUUUAUCUCUUUUUACUCAAUUAUCUGAUGGGGACAUAAAUCAAUAUUCAAAAUCUGAUUUUGCUGCUCAGCUGGGCGGAUUUAUGGCAUCUCUUGUUGCUGAUGUACCUAGUCAGUCCCACUGGAUCCUAGAAUUGACUAAAUAUGACUUUAAGGGGGCAGUUGGCCAUCUUGUUGCUUCUGUACCUGGAAUUCAUUCUCGCAGGGCACCUUCUAUCUUGGAACCCAUGUACUUCUUACCUGGUGAGCAAUGUGCAUCACAGUCAUAUGGUGUGAAGGUCCUAGGUUCUAUUGAAACAUCUGUAGUUGGUUUAAGCCAUCUUUUUCGCACUUCAACAGAUACAAAUGGGUCACAGCUAAAGAAACUUGCUUCUUUCCUUGGAAAGUGUUAUGAAAAUGCAAAUGGGAUGCUGGAGAUUGUUUUAAGAAGAAACACAAAUAUACCAGCUGAUGCAAAUGCUGUGAGCAUUCUUGUUCCUAAUCCAGAAGAGUUUUCUGAGGGAGAUUGCGUUCAACUUGGGUUUCUACCAAGAAAUAUUGCAAAGUGGGUUGCUCCUUUAUCAGAUAGUGGCUUAUUCAGGUUUUCUGGAUAUGUUUAUCCAAAAGAAGUCCUCGUGACUGCUUUAGAAGGAAGCACCAGCUUAGUACAAAUGAUACUGUAUGUGUCACAGGGACCUACCUUUUUAGACAUAUCAAAAGAAGUACAAUCUGAACAUGUUUCUGCAAUAUGCUUGUUAGUUGCAUCAAUUCAGAGGUCUACAGGCCUCUGGCGACUUCAAGAGGUUUUAAGUCAUUACAAAUGGCCAGAAUAUUUGGAAACUGAUUUUGUUUUCGGUUCAUCCUCAAUUGGGUCAGUCACUGCACAGUUUUUAGCUGCAUUUUCAGCAGCAUCUGGAAAGACAUCAGUGCAGUUCUCUGACUCUGACGAGUCUGAUCCAGACUGGGGCUGCUGGAGUGCAAGUCAAGAGAUAAGAAACCCAUCCAUCAGAAUCAUUUUUCCCACAAUUGAAAGAGUGAAAAAUGCGAGUUGUGGAAUCUUAGCUUCAAAAUUCCUUCUGUGUUUCUCACAG
Molecule: messenger RNA, 1131 nt
Organism: Camellia sinensis
Lineage: Eukaryota; Viridiplantae; Streptophyta; Magnoliopsida; Ericales; Theaceae
Source: RefSeq, a predicted model, not a curated record